Wyeomyia smithii (pitcher-plant mosquito) is the source of this 5827-nucleotide messenger RNA. RefSeq lists its product as uncharacterized. The record is from RefSeq and is a predicted model, not a curated record. Lineage: Eukaryota; Metazoa; Arthropoda; Insecta; Diptera; Culicidae. The transcript has 7 exons. The coding region runs from base 2058 to 3569 and encodes 503 amino acids.
ACGCACCGUUAUCGGAUCGUGGAGGAAAAUCGGAGCUCGUGAAAAUUUCCCAUUUUCAGUUUUCUUUCAGCUCAGUUAGACUGUUCAGCUCUGUGGACGCGGUUCGUAACGUGGCGACGUAUUGUGGGUCAGUUUUUCUUAUUUUCUAGUUCAAUUAAGCUAAUCUGACCAAGCGCAGCUUAAAACUCGGAACGACAUCGACAAGUGGCUAGGUGGGGGGAAGGAAUGUAUUUUUCCACCAGGAUUCGAGCAACCUAGAUAUAAAAGUCCAUUUUUGUUGCGUUAACGCAUGAAUGACGAAAAAAUAUGCCUCCAGGCAAAGUAAGCAGCAAAAAGGAUACUGAUGCGAGUGUGGAAUGGUUUAUUAGCAAACCGUGAGAGCGAACGGGAUGGUGACAGUGCCAUCAAGGUUUGAAUCUUCUUCGUAGUGCUGCAUGCGGUGCGGUCGGAAAAGGAAAACCUUUUUUGCGUUUUCGUAGUUCAGUGGGAAUACCAUAGAGGAGCAGAAAAAAACAUGAAAGCCAAGGUGUUAUGAGAAGGAUUUUGGAAUCCGCCGUCGAUUGGGUUCUCGCUUGCAGUGAUCAUCAUCGAGAAGUUGAGUUUUCAUCCGGCGAUAAGUUUUCCAAAGAGGUGAUUAAUGUUGGCACUGAUGGAAAAGUUAUGUAUUCAACGCCAAUAGAGUCGCUGCGAUAGCGAUUUGUGUCGACACGUGAAUAGGAAAACUUGGGCCACACGAACUGUGUCGGAACGGGCAUGAGAGUGAUCUGGUUGCGGGAGAGAGGGAGAGUUCAAGUGAGCAAGUGAUUGUGUUCACGCGUAGGACAUCGAAGUGAGGAAAACAGCCAACUCAAGUAUAAAUAUUGUGCAAAUGGGAGAGAGAAAAACCGUAUGCCGCUGUGUAUUCACUGUGAUUUUCUAUCGUUUCGCGUAGUGUACUCGCUAUACUACAAUAUCAUACAACAACCGAUACAUAAUCCGUCAUCAAUCCACGCUCAGGUGGUUGCUCCCUUCGUGCGUCGGGAGGAAAAACCCACCCUCGCUGCUAGUUAAUCGUGAAUUGCAACAGAAUUGCUCGGAAAGAGAAUCGUCGCCGUUCCACUGAUAUGUUCGAUGGGGGCUAUUAGGUGGAAAAUUUGUUGUCCGAUGUCGUGUACUACAGCCGCAUAGUAAAGGAUACACAGAGAAAAAUCGCAGUGGUCGGUGUUGGUGUGUGGCACCAGUCAGUGUCUCCUUCAGUGUGUAUAGCGAAAAAAAAAAAAGAAACUUGUUUGAAAAGUGCUGCCAAUGAAAAGAUAACAAGCUUUGACGCAGUUUUCUCUGAUGUACCACAAAUAGAAAAUGGGGUCGCCAGUGGGUGAACGAGACGGCUGAGUGCGAGUGUGCAUCGUCUUGAAAGGAUACGUGGAAACGCGGUCCGGUGGUCGCCUGGACACACAUACCGUGCACCGCAAAGGUCACAAUUGAACGGGAGACUCCUGACUGCAACUGGGUCGGACCAGACACGAGGUCAACGACGGCGGUGGCGUUGUCAACCAAAUUGGACAACAAUCGUUUGCGGUUCAACACGGGGUUCGGUCGCCACGUAUCCGCAUUGGGGUCACGAUUCCACUCAGUAGCCGCCCGAAUUGCCAUCUGGAUAGGUACAGUGGCGUAGAGGUCCUGGAGCAUUUCUACGCACGUCUGCAGGUGGUUCAAGUGACACGUGCGGGACACCGAAUGAAGAAGAUUUAUUAGUGAUUUGUGUUCUGGUGAAAAUUGGGGCUCCGUGAGACGGUGCGGAAUAGAUCAAUUAGAGCAUGAGGGCACGUGCAAGUGAAUAUCGAAGCUAGGAAGUCACCGUAAAGGAAAAUUGGAUUAGUGUUCAGUGAUGGUGAGGGGUAAUAGCGGAAAAGAAAUCCGUGUGCAAACGGAUCAGUGACCAACAAUAACAAAUUGUGGUGACCACUGACCAGUGCAUUCCGAUUGGGUUUAGAAUAGUUAGUUCCAGCUCAGUCGGAAAAUCGCCAAACCAAGUAACGCAGAUCUUGUGAGAAGUCACUCGAGCGACCGAAGGCAAAAUGGGCUGUGGGCAGAGCAAAAUCCAUCUCUAUCCGAGAAAAAACAAGAGCAAAUCCAACGGCAAGAAAAGUGGACACAAAGAUGCCGAUGCCGAUGAAGAGGACGGACACAACGGCCGGGAUGAGCGGGACCGCGAGAUUAAUGGCGAAAAGGAGAAACUGGACGAGGAUGGAUCACUGCUGGACGAUAGUUCUCCGGAGCCACCGAACGGUGAAAUUGUCUCGAUACUGCGGAAAAACGGAUCUCUACUACAGAGCCAGCUAUCACCAUCAAGGGAAAUUUCCACCAGCCAACAGAACUUUUUUCGAAUGUUGGAUCAAAAAAUUGAAGAGGGACCCGACUAUGAUUCGAGCAGCGAAACCGAACUGGCGCUGGAAGAGGCACGGAUGAACGCCCUGGUGCAUCACUGGGAGUCGGCCAGCUUAACGACGUCGAUGUGCUCUUCCACCAGCCGGUCACUCCAGGGAACUCCGGUGCGACAGGUGCCACUCAGGCAGCCACCACUGAGGCCAACAUUCCAGCAACCGCUAAGCGCCGAACUGCUCUCUCAGCAGCAACUGCUUAAACAGCAACACCAGCUAAUCCUGCAACAUCAUCAGCAACAGCUGCAACAACAACAGCAGCAGCAGCAACAACAACAACAGCAGCAAAUCAUACACCAAAACUUCAACAUUAACAUGAAUAUCAACAGUCCGAAGCGGGUAAUCGGUAGCGGGAAUGCGGUGAGUGUGGGCGGCAUCCCGGUGGGGUUAGAAGGUCGCCAGUUGCUCUCGCAAACCAUCAUUCAUCAGAACUAUGGCGUUUUACAGCCGACCCAAACCGCGUCUCAGUUACGUCCCAGCUCGGGGCGGACUCUGCCGACACCGGUUCAGUGUUUGCAGCUGUCCUACUACCAACAGCAGCAGCAGCAACAACAGCAACAACUACAACAGCAGCAGCAGCAAUCCCAGGGUCUAAUCGGAUCACUGGCGGGCGUAGGCUCCUUGCAGCAAUACCAACAACAGCAAACGAUACCACCUCAUUCGUACUACAAUGAUAUUCUGAGGCAUCCUCUACAGCUCCAAUCGCAGCAACAGCAAUCCACCUCCGGAAUCGCGUCGGUUUCCUCUGCGCUGGCCUCGACCGGUGGACCCUCGUCAUCAGUGAUACCCGUUGGCGGAAGCGGGAGUCUUCUGUCAUCCCAGCAGCACAUGUCACCUCCACAACCUCCGGAUGUACCCCGUUUUCCACCCGCGAUAUCGGUCCAACGUCUAGCACCGCAAGUUCAACGUCAAAUCCGCGAAACGCAGGAACUGAUUAAGGACAGCUGCUCGCAGCUGUACGCCACCAACAACUACGGCAGCCCCGGGCCGCCCCCGAUGGCACCACUGCGGUCCAACGCAGCCGCCGCGGUCAAUGCCGUUGCGGCGGCUCGGGCAGCUGCUGCGGCUGCUGCGGCUGCCGCUUCCAUCAAUCGACGACCGCCGCCACCGCCCACGUUGGAGACACAGUAUUCCCAGGAACUUUCGUGAUAUCUAGACAAGUAGUGAAUCCAUUCUAGCAGUAAUUAUCUCUUUUAUCCCGACGGCCGCGUUCGAUCGGUUUCGCGACUCGUGUUACACCUUUCUUCUGUCCAUGUUGUGUUUUUUUUUUUAUUUUGUGCGAUUUGUACGAAGCACGGCCAGCAUUUUGGCCCAGCCAAAUUAUGAUUUAGACGGUUAGUAACUAGCAGAAGUAUACACAGAAAAAAUUCGGACGUGAUUAAAGAAAAAUCUGAUUCGUUAGUGCAAUAAGCCUCGGAGGGUAUGUUGUUAAUUUUUUUCGUACUUUCAGGCAAUUUUAAUUUGGUGAAUUCAGCCCUUGAAUUGAAAAUCAGAAAAUCAAGGCGAUCUAAAUAAAGUUUGGAAAGUUUUGGUAACCAGAAAAAUAUUGGUGAAUUGUCGUUUUUAUUUUAAUUGAACUGUAAUAGUUAUAAUUUACGAUGAUUAUUAUGAAAUAAUACAAACAUUCAGAAAAAGUAACAAAACACACACACACACACAUAAACCGUGCAAAAAGAGAGAUCCGAUUGUAGUUAUGAUUCAUAGUAUAGCAUUCUAUAAGCAAAUAAGCAAGUGUUGAUAUAAAUGAUAUAGAAUUUAGACAAAAAUACCAAAACUAUAAUAAAUUAAAACAAAGAAAGCAGUCAGAAAGACGGUAGAACUUAACGCAAGAAGGUGAAAAUUAAGGAAGCCAACACAAUUAUUGCAAAUAUUAGAUUAGAGAUAUCGAAAUGAAUUGCAUCUUUUCCGGAAUCGACCCUUACACAUCCGAUGAAAUAUAACCCAACUUUGCAGCACACCGUAACUAUACACAGUAGAAAAAAAACUCAGUUUUAUAUACAACAAUGGACCCAACUCUGAUACUGAUUCUGUUGAGAAAGCAGCAAAUAAAAAGUAGCGAGAAGUAAAAAAAAACAUGGAAGCUAAACAAAUCCGUUUUUUUUUAAUUAAAUCAAGCAGAGGCAAACUGCUCGAAUAGCCGUUUGAUAAUCGUAUAUAUAUUUUUGUAUCUUUUUGUAAAACAUCCACGAACACAUAGAUGAAAGUGAGUAAAAUAGCAAAGGAAGAAAUAAUUCAAUUGCGAAAUACAUAGUUUUUGUGCCUGAUUCAGAACACACUCAACUCUGCAGUGCAUACCUACAUAUUAAAGUUCAUUCAUUGUGUAGCAAAGCAACGCGCGGGGAGGACGUUUUAGGAAUGUAGAAUUAAAACCUAUAGUCAAGUAUCCAAAUUAAGCCGAGACGCUGGAAAAUAUACCAGCUGGAUUCCACUGUAAGAGAAACCGUCAUCAUGUUAAUGUUUUUCACUCAUGAAAAAAAAAACCUUUUUGAACACUAACUCUCUCCGUUAAAUUUAAACAAAAAGAAAUAUAAAUAAGAAGAAAAAAAAAUCAGCACGUCGAACCGAGGCGUUAUUCCAACAGCAAUCUGACAAUUUCUAAAUUGUACUCCUAGUCCCGAGCAGAGAAUAAUGUUGUCAUUGUUUAGAUAAGAUCAGUCACUCAAACAACACACGAGCGAGAGGGUGAAAAUAUGACUAGCAAAACGAGUUUGUGAUCGUUACCUACUACAAAUAGGAAUCCGUAUUCUGCAAUGCCAAAUUUGAAUAAGUAAAAGCCAACCAGCUUAAAGCAGUCAUCCGUCAUUUGUCAUCUGUCAUCUGUCGAAAAAGCAAUCCCAGUCGGUAAAAGGAUAUGAUCACUUACUCCAUAUGUCACCAUUCUGUAUUCUGAGCCACAAUCCAAAAAUAAAACUAGUCGUACGUUAGGGAAUUCAGUUUUACCAUUUUCCACCCGAAAACAUCACUCGAACGGACAGACGUGUUGACGCCAAACGAGGAGUAAAAAAGGAAAGGUGUGGCAGAAGGUAGACGGCAAACAGAGGUGUUGAAUUGAUAAAUUCUAAACGAAAAAAAAAUAUACUUGUUCAAAUUACUACUUACAAACAAAUGUGUGAACGGUUGAGAUCCAGUAAUAAACAAAACAGAUUCGAACUACUUCGGUGUUAAAGAGUCUAGCAAAUAAAUGUGUUCCAGUCAUACGAAACAAGCAAACAAACAAGUCAAACACAAAACCACUGAUUGCCGAUCACUCCCAUGAACAUGAACCGACACACACACAACUCAGUGCACUUUUCCCACGUUUAAGUGAACUACAAAAAGGCAUCAUCUCAUCUGUACCAGAAUGUGAAAAAAAAUGAAUAUACAAAAGUCAACCGUGAAGGAGAAAAUAAAUACAAAUGCUAAGAGAA